AUGCCAUCCCUCACUUCGAUCCCAGUCGAGCUCGUUUGUCAGAUCCUACAUCACCUCGAGCCCAUCCACCGACUUGACGAAGGCACUCUCCUUGAGGAGGAUGAGGAGGAUGAGGAGGAUGAGGAGGAUGAGGAGAGUGAGGAGGAUGAGGAGAGUGAGGAGGAUGAGGAUGAGGAGGAUGAUGAAGAUGAUGAAGAUGAUGAAGAUGAUGAAGAUGAUGAAGAUGAUGAAGAUGAUGAAGAUGAUGAAGAUGAUGAAGAUGAUGAAGAUGAUGAAGAUGAUGAAGAUGAUGAGGAUGAGGAGUACGAGGAGCAUAAGAAGCAUAGAUGGGACUUCCGACACUGGCUUCGCACCAUUGCCUUUGUCGCACGAACAUGCCGCUUUCUACAUGAUAUCGCUGUGCCGCUACUGUACCAUGGGUAUGAAGCUUCAAUCCACCGUCCAAUCAUCCCUCUCAUCGAUCCUGUAAACGCCGAUCAUGCUCUCCAACGCUUGAAGCAUGUUGUCAUCUACGCAACAGACAUCACUCGCGACGAAACCAAGUAUCUCCCUACAAAAGAGCGACUAGAAGAGUACCGUGCCUGGAGUGAGGCCAAUGCAUCGAGCUUUUUUGAGCAAUUAAGAAGUAGAGAGAUCAAAAGUAUGUCUAGCUACGACGGUGUCGAGAAAGCCUUGUGCGGUACGCUGCCCGCAGAGAAAACGGAAGACGACGUGCUUCUACUGGAAAGCAUCGACUUCGAUUGGACUGGCGUGCCUGUCCACGAGGUUUCGUCCCUGCACCUUUGGCGAGUCCAAAAUGCCUUUCAGAAGCUUGGCCGCAACUUCGUCUACGAGAUUCACCUCGCCUAUGGUGCCCUUGGCUAUGGUGAGGAGCGUGAGAAAAAAAGCAUACUCAAAGAGCUGAUCCUACUCUUGGCCACAGCGGGCCCUCCAGGAGUGCAGAUGGCGUCGCGAAUCGGGUUCCUUGGUGAGCCAAAGGGACUCGCAUUGCCAAUGAAAGUGGUGGAUGCCCUCGGUCUUGGAGAGGAAUGGUUCGACACAGAAGAGGCCAACGAGAUCUUAUUUGGUGAGGACGUCGAUCGCAGCUACUAAGUGCAAGCCGGAUAUCCUGGCAAUGGUGAAGGAAAGAAUCAUCAAGCUCAAAGCUGA
Molecule: messenger RNA, 1149 nt
Organism: Boeremia exigua
Lineage: Eukaryota; Fungi; Ascomycota; Dothideomycetes; Pleosporales; Didymellaceae
Exons: 3
Coding region: 1-1092 (363 amino acids)
Source: RefSeq, a predicted model, not a curated record